Molecule: messenger RNA, 1059 nt
Organism: Pungitius pungitius (ninespine stickleback)
Lineage: Eukaryota; Metazoa; Chordata; Actinopteri; Perciformes; Gasterosteidae
Product: thymosin beta-like
Exons: 9
Coding region: 172-717 (181 amino acids)
Biological process (GO): actin filament organization; regulation of cell migration
Cellular component (GO): cytoplasm
Molecular function (GO): actin monomer binding
Source: RefSeq, a predicted model, not a curated record
CCCUGGAGCUUUGGGAGCCAAUAGGAGCCCGAGAAUCGGUGUCCGUGUCGGCGUGCUGGGAAGGGCGUGUUGUCUCUACUUAAAGCAGAGGCGUUGCACACAUGACGCAGACGCAAUAUUUGUUUUACCUGCUAAGGACGCCGCGCACUUCUGCACCAGAACUCUACCAAAAUGAGCAACCAAUGUCCAGUCAGCAAGGAGGUGAAGACGUUUAAAAGAAGUAGUCUGAAGAGGACCGAAGUGCAAGAGAAGAAUCCCCUUCCAACUACUCAGGUAAUUGAUGAUGAGAAGAUCGCCAUCAAAGAGAAAUCUAUGAAAGUGCCCCUCAACAACGAGUUGGAGGACUUUAGCCCAGACAAGCUGAAGAAGACUGAAACGCAGGAGAAAAACCCUCUUCCAACUGUAGACGUAAUAAAUGAUGAGAAGAUCGCCAUCAAAGAGAAAUCUAUGAAAGUGCCACUCAACAGUGAGUUGGAGGAAUUCAGCCCGAACAUGCUGAAGAAGACUGAAACCCACGAGAAAAACCCUCUUCCAACUGUAGACGUAAUUAAGGAAGAGAAGAUAGCCAUCGAAGAGAAAUGUAUGAAAGAGCCACUCAACAGUGAGUUGGAGGAGUUUAACGCGCAGAAGCUCAAGAAGACUCAAACUAAAGAGAAGAACCCUCUUCCAACUGCAAAGGAAAUUGAAGCUGAGAAGAAAGCCCAGAAACAGAAGUAACCCAAAACCCAACCGCCAUGAUUCCGCUCCUUCUGUCCUGCCCUGUUACGUGCUCUUCCUCUGAUUCCCCGGCUUGUCCGGCAUCUCCGCCUGUGUUCUGUGUCGCAAAGUUUGAUUACAAAUGGUGUUUGGACUGAUGCUGCGGGGAAAGAUGUGUCUGUAAUCGCAUGUAGUUGCCGUUUUAGAAAGGGGAGAACUGAGCAAUUAUUAUUCUUUCAAAUUGAGUUAUUGUGUUGACGCAAAAGUCAUGAAAUAUAACAUUGGUAACAAAACCAUGAAAAUGCUUGUAAAUGUUAUGACAAUAACACUUUUUUUUCACCUAAUAAAAAUAGAUGUAUCCUA